AUGAAUCCACCACCGUCCGUAGACAUCCAACCUUCCUCCUCGCGCUUCCCGCUAACCAGCGCAGCCCCAACAGCCUCCGGCGGGGACCAGCGGAAGGUCGCGAUCGCCGUCGAUUUAAGCGAGGAGAGCGCCUUCGCCGUCCAAUGGGCCGUACAGAACUACCUCAGGCCAGGGGACUCCGUCGUCCUCCUCCACGUGCGCCCCACGAGCGUCCUCUACGGCGCCGACUGGGGCUCUGUCAACCCCAACCUCCCCAACGACGCCGUUUCCUCCUCCGAGUCCCGGCGGAAGCUGGAAGACGACUUCGACGCCUUCACCACAACCAACGACGUGAAGGGGCGGCUUGGCUUGGAAGUCGAGAGGCUCCGGCUUGGCGUCGUCAUUAUGGGCAGCCGCGGCUUCGGCGCCGCCAAGCGAGCCGCCAAGGUGGGCCGGCUCGGCAGCGUCACCGAUUACUGCGUCCACCACUGUGUUUGCCCAGUUGUGGUGGUGAGGUUUCCGGAUGACUCGGACGGGUCCGAACCCAAUGGCCCUAACCCGGUCGAGCUCCACCCGGUGCCUGAGGAGGACCAGGAGGAGCUCAGUGACGCCGAUUCCGGUGAAGAAGACCCUCAAGAAAUUGCUUGAGAAGGCAAACAGGGCUGCAUGGGUUAGAAGUUGAAGGGUUUUGCAUGGGUUAAAUCUUAUUGUAAUUAUGAAAGGUGUAAAUUGUUCUUUACUUUGCUGCCUCUGUUCUCAUAGUAAACUGUAAAUUGUGUGUAAAAUUACCCUCUCUUUUGAUAUUGAUUUCAUGCAAACCAA
Molecule: messenger RNA, 801 nt
Organism: Prunus mume (Japanese apricot)
Lineage: Eukaryota; Viridiplantae; Streptophyta; Magnoliopsida; Rosales; Rosaceae
Product: universal stress protein PHOS34-like
Source: RefSeq, a predicted model, not a curated record